GGGAGCUGAAGCAGGAAGGAAGGCAGGCAGAGAGGGAAGGGAGGCAGGCUGUGAAUGCUAACAAGCCCCGUCGUAAUCAUACAGCUCCGUAGGUAGGCUUUGAUAAAAAAAAAAAAAUAAAAAAAAACCGUCUUGCAAUGGAGAGGAACGACGACCACUAUUAAACACCUACUAUGCGCCAGUGCCGCGUUCGCCCUGUGCGCGUGCAGCAGCCUCACAGUCGUCGGCACGUUUGAUCAGAAAAAACCGUCUUUUUCCGCUGAGUGAAAUGUAUCGCGACUGCUCGGGAUUCACAUUCUGACAAUGGAGAUUGAAAAUAUCGUGGCCAACACGGUUCUCCUGAAGGCAAGGGAAGGUGGAGGAGGGAAGAGGAAUGGUCGCAGUAAGAAAUGGAAGGAGAUGCUGAAACUCCCCCAUAUCAGCCAGUGUGAGGAGCUACGCCGCAUUAUCGAGAGGGACUACACCAGUCUAUGUGAGAAGCAGCCCAUUGGUCGGCUGUUAUUCCGUCAGUACUGUGACACCAGGCCAGAACUGAAGCGCUGCAUUGAGUUUAUGGAUGCUGUGGCCAUGUACCAGCUAGCUCCUGACGAGAAGAGGAGGGACUGUGGACUGAAUGUUUUAGACACAUACUUUAAUAAUGGGUCGGCAGCCCAUCUGCCAGACGUACCCCAGGAUGUGGUAGCUGGGUGUCGGGAGAGGCUGGAGCAGAGUCCGUGUAAGGAGCUCUUCAAUGACUGCACCAAAAUAGUUCGUGAUUAUUUGAGUGGAGCUCCAUUUUCCUCCUACCAGGAGUCCAUGUACUUCUCUCGCUUCCUGCAGUGGAAAUGGUUGGAGAGGCAACCAGUAACCAAAAAUACCUUCAGACAUUAUAGAGUACUAGGAAAAGGUGGAUUUGGCGAGGUUUGUGCCUGCCAAGUACGUGCCACCGGUAAGAUGUACGCCUGUAAAAAGCUGGAAAAGAAACGAGUGAAGAAAAGAAAAGGUGAAGCAAUGGCACUAAACGAAAAACGCAUUUUAGAAAAAGUUAACAGUAGUUUUGUAGUUAGUCUAGCAUAUGCCUAUGAGACCAAGGAUGCGCUGUGCCUGGUGUUGACCAUAAUGAAUGGCGGCGACUUAAAGUUCCACAUCUACAACAUGGGCAACUCGGGCUUCGAUGAGCAGAGGGCCAUCUUCUACGCUGCUGAGAUCUGCUGUGGCCUUGAGGACCUGCACCGUGAGAGGAUAGUCUACAGGGAUUUGAAACCUGAAAACAUCCUUCUGGAUGAUCGUGGACACAUCCGUAUUUCAGACUUGGGUCUUGCUGUUCAAAUCCCUGAAGGAGAGACGAUACGAGGGAGAGUGGGCACUGUUGGAUACAUGGCUCCUGAGGUGAUCCAGAACGAGAGCUACACUGUCAGCCCGGACUGGUGGGGGCUGGGCUGCCUUAUCUUUGAGAUGAUACAGGGUCAGUCGCCCUUCCGCAAGCGCAAGGAGCGUGUCAAGCGGGAGGAGGUGGACAGACGUGUGCGUGAGGACCAGGAGGAGUACUCUGAUAAGUUCUCAGAGGAGGCGAAGGACAUCUGCAGACAGCUCCUGGCUAAAGACCCCAAGGAGCGACUUGGUUGUCAGGGUCGAGGGGCCAUAGAGGUCAAGCAGCACCCUAUCUUCAGAAACAUCAACUUCAAACGGCUGGAGGCCAACAUACUGGACCCUCCCUUCAGCCCUGAUCCUCGGGCCGUAUACUGUAAAGACGUCCUAGACAUCGAGCAGUUCUCCACUGUCAAAGGCGUGAACCUUGACCCCACGGACGACGACUUCUACCACAAGUUUGUCACAGGCAGUGUCUCCAUCCCGUGGCAGAACGAGAUGAUUGAGAUGGAGUGCUUCAAAGAAAUUAAUGUCUAUGAGACUGAUGGGACGCUGUGCUCAGACCUGGACGUGAACCGGCCUAACCCUCCACCAAAGAGAGGCUUCUUCUACCGCCUGUUCAGAAGAGAGGCAAGUGCUAGUGCUCCGCCAAUUGUCCGAGGGGGUGGGGGCUAAGGUCUGUUUUAAGAGCGGUUACAGUGACGAUGAGAUCGAAGAGCCCUCGCGACUUUAAACCACUCCCUCCACCUGCCUCCUCCUCCCCCCUCGCCGCUGAACUUCACCACAAACUCCAACCGAGCGCAAAUCUUAGGAACUCAGUGAAUGUUGACCUGUAUUUAUGAGCUGUAUUAAAAGUGUAUUAUAAUUAAAGAAAAAAGUAUGAGUUUAAAGAUUUUGUACAUUUGUACUUGAAUUUAUGUCUAGAUGUAUAUUUUCACUAAAGGUUGUAUUGUACAAAAAGCCAUAAAAGUACCACUUGAAUGCAUACAUUACAUUUUUAUUUCCUGUUUAUUUUCUUUUGGAAUGAGUAUGGAUAAUGUGUAUUGGGGAGUUUUUUUAAGAAGCACAGUACCAGUAGUCUUUUUAUUUUCUCAAUGUAGCAUAAGGCCUUUUUUUGUUUUUAAAUGUGCUGUAUGUUUGUAUGUCAUUGAUUUGGCCAAUGUGACACGUCAGAUCCACCCGGUCCCACACUAACCUUUGGCCGCCGCACCCCUCAAGGCUCAGGUAGAUCUGAAUGAAGUGCAUAGAUCCAAUUGAGAUUGGGGAGAAAUAAAUCCAGUCUAACAUUGUUGGGUUGAUGCCAUGCUGCUUAAGCCUUCCCAAUAUUUUCCCCAGAUCUCCACCUGCUCCUUUGAUUUUAGUUGGUUUGGAAGCGAUAAUCCCCAUCCUUCCCUCGGCCCAGUUAGUCAGGUUGCACUGGACUGGAUGGCAUGUGUAGUAAACCGUUUUUUAGGUGCCUGUAUCAACUCGAUUCUAGCAAAGAUGGCAUGGAUUUAUUUUCUGACAAUCUAUCAAUCUGACAAGUCAGCAUGUGCAACAAUAAGAAUCUAUUAAAAUACAAAGGAAAUAUUACAGAGGCUUUUUUCCUCGUAAUACGAGGCCUGAUAAUAAUCAUUCCAGGAGCUCUUUUCAGAAAUCUCUCAUGAGCUUCAAAAGACUCAGAACAUUAAUUUCAGAUGCCGGACAGUGUUUCCUUCGGGAUCGCAGCUGUUAAGUCAAAGUCUGUUACAUUAAUCACUCAGGCAAAACUAUUUUUGGUGAUUUAUCUUUAUUCCUCAUCCUUUUUUUUUUUCUUUCCUCUGCUUCUUUUGUUGUACUACCUGGCUUUUCUUUGUUUUGUUUUUUGUUUUUCCUGACGUGUCCAGUUAUUAUGAACCAUGUGUGGAGAGGAAGUCCUUUCCCUUGAAAUAUCCUAGUAAUUUGCCACCCAUGUUUGUAGUAUAACAGAAAGUGUAGGACAGGUUGACUGGAGAAUGAAUUGGAACACAGAGACUGAUGGGGAUGAUGGGACUAUAUCAGAGAUCUGACCUGCAGCUGACAAGGGCUUCAUCUAGAAAACAAAUUGCUGUUGCAUCAAACUAACUUCCAUUGAUUUGGCUGUCAGCAGCUAUUAGCCUCUGCGCAAGAUACAGCCUGCUUUGGCCUUUGUGCCUGUUGAUCACAGAUAGCAGUCGGCCACUUAUCCUACUAGUAGACCUCCAGUUAGAUGCUGUGGCUUUAGCUGUGUUUGUACUAGAUGAAAAUGAGAUUUCUUAACCCUAAUAGCGCCCACCUUUUAAAUAUUCCAUUUAAAUAUGUUGUUCUCAUAGGAAUGACUUGAGACAGUUGCUUGUGUGUGUGUGUGUUUGUGUGUGUGUGUGUAUAGAGGGGGAGGAACAUGUUUAAACUCCUGCCUGCAGAUUUACCAUCAUCUGUGUACAGGAACACUCGACCACUUGCAGAACCACAGUCGUUGUGCACUUUUGUUUCAUCGUAGAAGAAGUGUUUCCUUCCGAGUUAACCGAUCAUGAACAAAUACAUUUUCUGUACAUUUCCCAGCGUGUGCUAAUCAGGAUCCACUAUGUCCACUAUGUGUGUUUGUUCUCAUUGGCAUUUCAGAGGCAUUUGAAGCCAUUUUGCUUUUGAAUUUUGCUUUUGAGGCAGUUGCUGUUUACUCCCCACCACCUGUUUUAAUGCUGUGAAUACUUAAUCUGGACAUGUCCGCUUUGUUUGUGCAAGUGUAUAUUACGCUGUAUGCAAAUGCAGCUUUUGUUCAAAGUAACGCAUUACAACAGUACAAUAGUUCAAAAUCACAUCGGGACUUGAAUGUCACUCAAUUGAAUUUCAAACUAUUCGAGACUUCCUACCUUUGAAAUGGUACGCAUAUAAUCCCCCCUUUGGGUAACUAAUUUGUUGGCCCAUUCUAAAAAAAUGUUGUCCCCUGUUGCACAUUCCAUUAUCAAAAAUCAGGAAUCGAACGUGUGCAUCUAGCUGUUGCUGGCUUGUCGUCACUUGAGUUUCUGAGUGUCUUUUUUGUUAUUUUUUUGUUGCUCUCAGGCACAUUUUGAAGCUGAUUUCUCUUGCCUAUGUAGAUUUUAGCCUCUUAGCUCUUUAGCCUCAAAAACCUUGUAAAUGAUGUAUUUCUAACAUGUAACUAAGCUCUAACACACAUUCACUCACUCUCACAGGGAAACAUAACUGUGUUUGCCACCCAUGCCUCUGUCAUUGUUUGAACUUUACUCUUAUACCAUCCAUAUAGCAGUAAAGAGAUAUCUGUUUAGUUUCAUUGCACUAUGGUGUGUUUUGACAAUGACUAUAGGAAGUGUCUUUAACUUUUUGCCAAUGAUACCAAAAGCAACAUUAAGUAAAUCCAACUUGUUUUGUUAUCUGAAAAAUUGACUGAAGAAAGACUGUCAGCCUUUAUUGUAUGUGCCAAUUACCAACUUAAGUUCUGACAUCCCGCCUUUUUUUCAACCUUUCAACCAUUCCGUCCAUUCUGAGAGAAAUUCCUUCACAUAGAGGAACUUUAAACAGCUCAACAGUUUUGAAUGUCCGCACUAAGUGCAUUGUAAUGCCUGUUUUAAAAAAUACAUAUGUUUUAUUACUCAA
Molecule: messenger RNA, 4935 nt
Organism: Dicentrarchus labrax (European seabass)
Lineage: Eukaryota; Metazoa; Chordata; Actinopteri; Moronidae
Gene: grk4
Product: G protein-coupled receptor kinase 4
Exons: 16
Coding region: 304-2022 (572 amino acids)
Biological process (GO): regulation of signal transduction; signal transduction; protein phosphorylation
Cellular component (GO): cytoplasm
Molecular function (GO): G protein-coupled receptor kinase activity; ATP binding
Source: RefSeq, a predicted model, not a curated record